Acipenser ruthenus (sterlet) is the source of this 4760-nucleotide messenger RNA. RefSeq lists its product as uncharacterized. Gene Ontology annotation, molecular function: RNA binding; protein binding; metal ion binding. The record is from RefSeq and is a predicted model, not a curated record. NCBI's taxonomy places the organism in Eukaryota, Metazoa, Chordata, Actinopteri, Acipenseriformes, Acipenseridae. The transcript is spliced from 17 exons. Bases 304 to 1761 code for a protein of 485 amino acids.
AGGGAGGGGGAACAGCACGCCGACGCUAUACGCUCUCAGGAAGCGGAGAAACCGCUGAGAUUCCCUUAGAUAGUUUGUGUCCCGAUUUUUUUUUUUUAAUUAUUUAUUUUUAUUUAGCUGACUUUGUGUUAAUAAUGCUGGAUGGUCGCUCCGAUGAGAUUCACCAAGGACAUAUGCAGGCUGCUAGGGAUCGCUAGCGAAUCAUGACAAAGGAAUGGACAGUGGAAAGGAAACCUGCUUUCCCAAGUGGACUUCAAAUCGAGUGAAUGAAAAAAUGACCCCACUGAGCGCAGGGAGGAGCAGAUGGAUUAUGGGGAAGGAACUUUGGACAAUAGUGCAAGAGGCAUGACACUAAUACAGGAUGAAGGGAUGAGCCUGGAGGAGAGUCUCGGUGAGGAGGAGCGAGCCAGACGAAAAGCAGAAAAACGACGGGCCAAAAAAAAGCGACAGAGGGAAAGAAAGAAACUGGAAAAGGUAAAAGAGAGCGAAGACAAUGAGCAGGAAGAAGAGGAAGAUGAGGAGGAGAGCGAGAGUGAGGAGGAGGCUGAGGAGGUGAGAGAGCUGGUCUCGCACAGCAUGGGGAGAGCCACACAGCCGCUGGCUGCCACAGGGAACAAGAACAACCACAAAUCCAACCACAGCUCCACCGAGGAGGAACCAGAGUGGGAUGUAAACAGUGCUUUUGUAGCCAACGCUGCCAGUCACAUCAAACCAAAGAGCCGAACCAAAGCGAGUCGCAUGUCCAAAGAAAACAAAGAGAAUGAGGCCAAAACUGGAGAGGUGAAUGGUACAGACACAGGCACAAAGAGGAGCACACCUUUGGCAGAAAAAGGGAUCAAGUUGGUGGAGCAAGGGCAGUAUUCUCAGGCAGUCGCUAUGUUUACAGAAGCAAUCAAAUAUGAUCCAAAGGAUUACAGGUUUUUCGGGAAUCGCUCGUACUGUUAUGAAUGUGUGGAGCAGUACAACUCUGCACUCGCUGAUGCUGAAACAUCAAUCCAGCUCGCUGCUGAUUGGCCAAAGGGCUAUUUCCGGAAAGGGAGAGCAUUAAUGGGGAUGAAGAGGUACAGCGAGGCAGUGAAAGCCUUGAGUGUGGUGCUGAAGCUGGACCAGAACUGUGAGGAUGCUGUGAAUGAGAUCUUCAACUGCAGAGUCCUUCAUCUCAUGGAGCUGGGGUUUAAUCUACAGCAGAGCAUUCUCUUGUUAGACAGGUUCACCACAGUGCAGGGAGUCCUGGCCUCUCCUGAAGCUGCCAAAGUGGCGGCUGACCUAGACUCUUUGCUGGACCAAUCUGGAAACCCUUGUGCCUCUCUCUGGGUGGGGAACGUGACGGUUGAUGUAAAGGAGAAACAGCUGCGAGACCUGUUCAAAAGUUAUGGAGAGAUCGACAGUAUUCGUGUUCUCCACGAAAGAUUCUGUGCCUUUGUGAAUUUCAUAAGUGCAACAGCAGCGGCCACUGCGAUGGAGAAGCUGCAGGGCAAGGAGAUUGAGAGCACCAGGCUGGUGAUCCGCUACCCAGACAGACGACCCCAGCGAGACCCCGCUUCACCACAGAGGCCAGCAGUCUUUCCGGUACCUGCGCCUGCACAGCCUGCCAAACCCCAGCCAGCAGCCACUUCCACCACCGGGCCCAGGCGCAAAGGCCCCGUUCACAGAAAUGAAUGUUACUUCUGGAGAACCACCGGCUGCCAUUUUGGAGACAAGUGCCGCUUCAAACACAUUCCUGAUCACCGCGGGAGGGACAAGAAACCUUGGCAGACCUGAGAAUGUGUGCUGUGCACACUGCCACAGGGCGGGCGGGAGGCAGGGUGGGAGCAGGGUAAAAGUGUGAUAAUUAAAGUUUGUCUGGUAGGUGGACACUGAUGUUUGGAAUAGUGUUUAGGGGAGAGUACCCCUAAAUCCUACCCCUAAAUCACAAUUCUCAGUUAUUCACCCAACAGCACACUCGCCAGCCCAUUCUUCCAUAAUAAUAAUAAUGUGUCUAAAUGAUUUUAGAAAGACUUCCUGUUAUCAAGAUCUCAGUCGCACAGUACAAUAUUUAAAUUGCAAAGUGUGGUCUUGAAAGCUCACUCUCAGAGUGUUUUAAUCCCAAAUAAAUCUUUUGAGGAUGUCUGUUUUAGAGAUGCACAAGACAAGCCCAUAGACACACACUUGAGUUGGGUUAGUGUUCAUGGUUGGGAGAUCAUGGGCUAUGAAGGUAAUGAAACAAAACUAGACUACCAGAGCAAUAGUAUUGCACUUUCAUUAAAAAAAAAAAGUGCUUAGACUUCAUGUGGAAUCCACAGAACAAGUGCCUUCCUUUAUCUAUCUAUCUAUCUGUCUGUCUGUCUGUCUGUCUGUCUGUCUGUCUGUCUGUCUGUCUGUAUGAGUGUGUGUGUUUUGGCGUUCUAUUUAAUAGUCUUUUUACUUUAUAAAGAUGAACUUUAACCCUUGCACUCUUCCUCAUCAACGCUAGAGAUGGUGUGCAUGGCCCCAUCGCUUCCACUUUGUAAACAGAAAGCUUAAUGCUGCUGUUUCAAUAGCGCUAUUCCACAAUACCCCAACCCCUUUCCCCUAAAAGUAGCGUUUUGCAAAAAAAAGAUGCAAAACCUGUGUAGCAAAAGCUUUAAAAAAAUGAAAAUGAUUUUUUUGUUCUUGCACUCCUGUGCCGCUGUUUGGUGUUGGUUCUAGAAGCAGAAUGCAGAACCCUGUUUGUGAGGACAGAGGUGCUAAUUACCAGCAGUUCAAAUCAGAAUCUGUGAAAGCUCUUUCAGGGGUAUUGUGUAAUACUACUGUCUAUAGACUGGGCCUGGGUGUGGAUUUCUAGAUCCCAGCUAUGGAGCCCUGUCCCUUCCACACUAUCUAUAAACUUGGCACUGCAGUAAUUCAUAGAAAAAAGCAGAAGUUACAAAAAUGACUUUGUGUUUAUUUCGGUAUGGCAUUUUUUGUAGCCGUGGUUUCCCCAAUAUAAUCUAUGCAAGAGCACUUUUAAAUGGGAAAUAGUGGGUUCAAUUAAGUUUCCCUUUGUAGACUUUUAUUAUGAUGCUGUUGAAAAUGUUCUUAUUUAAGUUACUGUAACUGGUAUGAAAACUUACUUCAGAACCUUGUUACUUAAUUGAUUCAGGCCACCAGGUGUCAGGAUCAGUCCUAUAAUUACCCCCACCCCGUCGCAGUUCUGAUACAGCAGAGAGCUCAAAGUAUUGCACCACCAUGUGGAUGGAAAGUCUAAAGACCAAAAGACCGAGUCCACUGACCGCCCCUCCCCUUAAAGGUACAGCAACAUUUGCAGAGUAAUAGAAAUACCUUUACUAGCGGUUGUGUAGUAGACCGCACUUCAAGUUUGAUAACUUUAUCACUAGAUUUAUUUGGCACGCUUUUAUCAGUAUGUGAAUCAUAGCUUUUUUUCUGCACAUGGUGUGUUUGUUAAUGGCCUGUAUUAAUCCUAAAACUGAUUGUUGACCACUGCACAUUUACCGUUAGGCUAUGUGUUUGUUGUUUUCUUACUGUUUAUGAGAUAUUACACAAACGUUUUUGCAACCAGAGCUUUUCUGAGGAUGCGUAACUAAAGUUGUUUUCAUUGUGGGGCUGUUUAUUUUGCAGUUUCACUUUUGAAUUCCUGGUGUAUUCUUUUAAGGGCUGUGGGGGUGAUCUGACACUGAACAUGCUGUCUAGCUUAGCUAGCUCACUUACUUUACUUUGUGCUUGCUAGCUUAGCUAGCUCACUUCCUUUACUUUGUGCUUGCUCCUUCGAGAUAUGCAAAGAAAUCAGAUUCAACUUUCCCCAGUCUUUGGAAGUAAAGACACAGUUAAAAUCCCAUUUGAAAAAAUCAAAAUAAUCCUUUAAAGGGAAAGUGAUUUUUAGCUACAGUAUUUCUUUUUUUGCACAUGCCUGUUGAUUUUUUUUUCCUUUUAUUUAUGUAUUUAUUUUCGUGCUUGAAGCCCCAGUUGCCCAUCCCAUACUGCUGUGGGCUUGUAUUAGGGGGCUAACAGAUCAAUCGAAUGGGACCAGCAACAGUGCAAUCAGAACUGUCCCAUUACCUCCCACAUGUACAGUGGUUCAAAAGUUUACAGAGAGGUGGGAAAGUAAGCAAUGGUACACUGCAGGUAGCAACAGGAGACUGUGGGAAGGGGAUGGUAUGUUUGGGCACAUAUCAAAAAGGGGACAACUGUGCCACCAGUUUUCCAGCUGUAAAGUGAUCAAAUGAUUUUUGAAUCACCCUAUAGACAGAGCUGUAAUUAUUAUUUUUUUUAUAGUAAAAAAUAUAUAUAUAUAUAUAUUUUUUCUUUCUUUCUAAGUACCAGAUGCUGGCAGCUGCAUUAAAGCAAAAAGCUGUCUUUGUGGGUUGACUGGUAUGUUACCCAGAGUGUUACUGAAGAACAGAUUACAGUGAUAUUUCUCAAACCCCCACCCAGAGGUUUACUAUCAUGAAGGUUUCUGGGAAAACACUGUUUUAUGUUAUUUUUUUAUGCCGAAGCUGAUAUUUCUAAGCGGUUUGUUGUGGUAAAUGAGAAGAGAAGCACUCUUCAAACACUGUAAAGAGGGCGGCUGCAUCGGCUCAAAUAGGUACAUUUUGAGAGUGUUUUUAACAUUUUGUUUCCCCUAAGUGUUAGUUAAUGUGUCUGACUGCACUGCUGCCAAAAUGUAAAUAGUGCAUACAAUGUAUUUUAAGCUUUUUGUUUCAUCUGCUUGUGACUGUUUGUUUUUAAAGGGUCAGUGGUGAUGGUCAGUGUGCCACUCUGCUGUGUACUGGAGAACAAUAAUAAAGACCGUAUUGAACAAAAAA